This is a messenger RNA of Lachnellula hyalina, 1260 nucleotides long. It is a transcript of the gene bet4, whose product is annotated as Geranylgeranyl transferase type-2 subunit alpha. The record is from RefSeq and is a predicted model, not a curated record. NCBI's taxonomy places the organism in Eukaryota, Fungi, Ascomycota, Leotiomycetes, Helotiales, Lachnaceae. Gene Ontology annotation, biological process: protein geranylgeranylation. Gene Ontology annotation, molecular function: Rab geranylgeranyltransferase activity. The annotation marks the transcript as partial. The transcript is spliced from 3 exons. Gene Ontology annotation, cellular component: cytoplasm; Rab-protein geranylgeranyltransferase complex.
CAGCAUGGUCUUGCGCGUCCUGCCACCACAACACAGCGAACAGAGGAGGAGCUGAAAGAGGAGCAGCGCCAAAUUCAGGAAUACAGAGACUUGGACGAUCUGAUUAAAACAAAGAUUGCAGAGCGCCAGUACACUGUCGAAGUUCUCCAGCUCACCUCCAAACUCCUCAAGAAGAACCCCGAAUACUACACGAUAUGGAACGUCCGCAGACGUUUGCUAAUACAUGGCUUCUUCUCCAAACCUUCGGAUUCAUCAUUGCCCUCGAAGGAGUUGUCGAGUAUUUCUACAACCGCCACUACCAAGGCGUCUUCCACCGAUUCAUCCUCCUCGCCUUCCAAUACCACAGCGGCCGCGACGACGAUCCCACACGACCCCGCAUCCCAGAAUCAUGGGAAGAAUGGUACAACUCUUGAUUUGAUAAGGGCAGACUUGGAAUUUCUCUUCCCCAUCAUGAUCUCGUAUCCAAAAUGCUACUGGGUCUGGAAUUAUCGUCUGUGGCUUCUGCAGCAGGCAAACGAGCGGCUGGAGCCUGACAUCGCACGCGAAUUGUGGAAUGAGGAGCUGAAGCUAGUAAGCAAGAUGCUGGUGAAAGACUCCCGCAACUUUCAUGGAUGGGGAUAUAGGAGUAAGGUCGUUUCGGAACUGGAGAAUGCUGCACUGCAUGGCAAAAGUAUGACGGAAGCGGAAUUCGAAUACACCACAAAGAUGAUCACGAGUCCCAAAGGUCUUUCCAACUUUUCGGCAUUCCACCGCCGCGGUAAAUUAAUUCCGAAACUUUUGGAUGAAAGAGGCGCAGAUGAUCAGGCAAGACGGCUGUUCUUGGAAGAAGAAUUCGACAUGAUAUUCUCCGCCAUGUACACUGAUUCCCAUCCUUACGCCCAGUCUGCAUGGUUCUACUACCAAUCCCUAAUGACAACAUUGACGGACCCAGUCGGCCAUGCAACCAUAACACCCAAUUUAACAGCUGAAGAACGCGUCGCGUUCGUCAUACGGCAACUGGCAGACCUGAAGGAAAUGCUCGAUGGUGCAGAAGAUAACAAGUGGAUCUACAAUGCCUUGAUCGAGUAUACUUUGGAUCUGAGUCAGAUGGGAGAGCGCCAACCUCGACCUGAUGAGAAGCAGGACUGCAUGUUAUGGUUGGCAGAGCUUAGGAAGUUGGAUCCUUUGCGCAAUGGCAGGUGGGAUGACCUAGAGUUAUUUUUGGAGGGUCCGCAUCCACCUCUUGGCUUGGUCCCCGAGAUACAUAAUCCCUAUUUAUAA